GCGGGGUGGGGCGGCCGAAGGCCGACCAACUCCGCUAGUGGGAUAAAAUGUCAUUUUUAUGUUUUUUGUUUGUUGUUGUGUUUUUUGUUUGUUUUUUGAAUGUUUUUUUUGUUUUUGGUUGUUUUUAUGUGUUUUUGUGGGUUUUUGGGGGUUUUUGUGUCUUUUUUGUGGGAGUUUUUGUGUUUUUUAUUUGGUUUUUGGUUGUUUUUGGGGUUUUUGGAUUUUUUUUGGGUGUUUCUUAGUUUUUUUAUUUUUCUUGGUUGUUUUUUGUGUGUUUUUGUGGGGUUUUAGGGUUUUCUUGUCUUUUUUGGGGUUUUUGUGUUCUUUGGGGGAUUUUGUGUUUUUUG
Messenger RNA from Meloidogyne enterolobii, 347 nucleotides. NCBI's taxonomy places the organism in Eukaryota, Metazoa, Nematoda, Chromadorea, Rhabditida, Meloidogynidae. The record is from the annotation of a GenBank genome assembly.